Eurypyga helias (sunbittern) is the source of this 804-nucleotide messenger RNA. Its product is annotated as solute carrier family 28 member 3-like. Gene Ontology annotation, cellular component: membrane. The transcript is spliced from 7 exons. The annotation marks the transcript as partial. Gene Ontology annotation, molecular function: purine-specific nucleoside:sodium symporter activity; pyrimidine- and adenosine-specific:sodium symporter activity. The record is from RefSeq and is a predicted model, not a curated record. Lineage: Eukaryota; Metazoa; Chordata; Aves; Eurypygiformes; Eurypygidae. Gene Ontology annotation, biological process: purine nucleoside transmembrane transport; pyrimidine nucleoside transport.
AACAACAACGAAGGUGUGGAUGAUAUAAAUCAGAAAGAUCUCAGAGACAAUUCACAGAAAAUCAAGAACUCACAAAAGAAAAAAGCUGUACAUACUAAUCAGGAGGAUGAACACACCAAUAUUGAGAGUGAUCUCCGUGAAAACAAACGUGACACAGUAGAUGAUGAGCAACCACGCUUGAAAGGGCAUUUAGAAAAGAAAUAUGAUAAAGCCUGUGACUUUUGCAAGAAGCAUAAAACCAGAAUUCACUAUGUGGCCUAUGGAAUUUUAAUAACAGCAUACUUGGCAGUAGUAAUUGCAGCCUGCAGCUUGAAUUUCCAGAGAGCCUUGCCCCUCUUUGUCAUCACUGUCCUAGCCAUCUUCUUCAUCUGCUGGGAUUUUUUAAUAGCUAAGUAUGAAAACAGAAUUGCUGCAUUUUUUGCCCCCGGAGAAAGGUGCCUGGAGAAACAGUGGUUUUGGCUGAAAUGGGUGUUGUUUGCAGCUCUUAUUAUAGCUGUAGUCUGCUGGCUCACCUUCGACACAGCAAAACAGGGAACCCGCCAGCUGAUCUCCUUUGGUGGUCUUGUGAUGUACGUUCUCUUGAUGUUUGUAUUUUCCAAAUAUCCAACCAGGGUUGCUUGGAGACCAGUAUUUUCAGGAAUAGGAAUGCAGUUUAUUCUUGGGCUCCUUAUUCUGAGGACCAAAGUGGGGUUUGAUGUGUUUAACUGGUUAGGCAUUCAGAUCCAGGCUUUCCUGGAAUACUCGGACACAGGUGCUAAGUUUGUCUUUGGGGAGAAAUACAUGGAUCAUUUCUUUGCUUUUAAG